AUGCCGCAGCAUUGUCACCCAGAAAGUUCAAUUUCAAAGCAACCACCUCCAUUUCCUCAGCGUUUUCAGAAGAAAAAGUUGGAUUCUCAAUUUAAGAAGUUCCUAGACAUAUUGAAGCAGCUGGAUAUUAGCAUACCACUUGUGGAGGCACUUGAGAAAAUGCCUAAUUAUGUGAAGUUCAUGAAAGAUGUUCUUAAAAGGAAAAGAAGGUUGGGUGAGUUUGAAACUAUGGCUCUAACCAAGGAUUCUAGUGCCUUUUUGCAAGAAAAGUUGCCUCCAAAGUUGAAGGAUCCUGGGAGUUUCACUAUUCCAUGUACCAUUGGAAACAUUGGGAUGGCUUUAUGUGAUUUAGGCGCAAGCAUUACUUUGAUGCCAAUGUCUGUUUUCAAGCAAUUGGGGAUUGGAGAAGUCAGGACUACUACAGUUACUCUUCAACUUGCAGAUAGAUCUCUUGCUCAUCCAGAUGGGAAGAUUGAAGAUGUGUUGGUGAGGGUAGACAAAUUCAUAGUCUCUGCUGAUUUUAUUAUGCUAGAUUAUGAGGUGGAUAGAGAGGUACCUAUUAUCAUGGGGAGGCCAUUUCUUGCAAUAGGAAGAACUUUGAUAGAUGUGUAG
Messenger RNA from Humulus lupulus (European hop), 612 nucleotides. RefSeq lists its product as uncharacterized. Lineage: Eukaryota; Viridiplantae; Streptophyta; Magnoliopsida; Rosales; Cannabaceae. The record is from RefSeq and is a predicted model, not a curated record. The transcript has a single exon. Bases 1 to 612 code for a protein of 203 amino acids.